Molecule: messenger RNA, 276 nt
Organism: Didymodactylos carnosus
Lineage: Eukaryota; Metazoa; Rotifera; Eurotatoria; Philodinida; Philodinidae
Source: the annotation of a GenBank genome assembly
AUGCCAUCGGGGACUAGCACGGGUAGGCGCUCGUGCCCAACAAGUGUCGAUAUACUUCCGUCAGAAAAGUAUCGUACCUUUUUUGUUGAAUUAUUUAUCUCUUUCAUUGCAAAAUCUCGCGAUCCAAAUAUUAAAUGUGAAGCUCGUGUUUAUACAGAUUUACUUAAUACCGUUAUUUUUGUUAACAAUAAAUCACAUUCACAUUCUGCAAAUGCUGUUAAGCUUGAAGUUCGCAAAGGUUAUGAAUAUCUUCGUUAUCAUGCAAUAAAUUCGUAA